This is a messenger RNA of Brassicogethes aeneus, 345 nucleotides long. The record is from the annotation of a GenBank genome assembly. NCBI's taxonomy places the organism in Eukaryota, Metazoa, Arthropoda, Insecta, Coleoptera, Nitidulidae.
AUGGAACAAUGGCAGAACAAAGUAUUGGCUGACCCAACGUUUAACAAGAUGGGACCCAUAGACAUUCUCCUAGGAGCUGAAGAAGUGGCGAAAAUACUGCUGGACGGAGUGCACAAAACAGCAAAUGGAUUUCUUGGCCAAAACACGGAAUUUGGAUGGAUAGUGUCCGGGGGAAAUCCUAGUCAAGAUUCGAACAUAAAAAUAGUCAGCAUGACCGCCAGAUACGAAGAAGAUGAAAUAUAUCAAAGAAGCGACAACACGACAUACUUAAAAUUUAAGAAAAAAAAACAAACUUACUUGGGAGAUUUAAAGUUGGAACAGCAUCUAGUAGAUGCCAUCUACUGA